GGUGACGCUAUUUGUGUGCGCGGAAGGGGCCUAGUGGAGCCGGGACCGGGGAUCAGCCUGAGCGAGCGAUCGGGGCAGGGAACCACGCACUUAGCGGCUACAUGGAGUCGCCAGUAGAAUCGGCGGAUUCCUGUGCUGUGUUGUGCUGUUCCUUGCCAGGAUUAAAUGUGGGCUAUUUCUGUAUUUCUGCACUCUGUGUAAAACUGGGUGUUAAUCUACAGCACAGUGAAAAGCAGCAGAGCCGAUCUAUCCUGUGACCUUCUGUGCUAAGAGCAAUGGAGCCACUUAACAUAACGAAGGACAUUAUCCAGCGGCAGAUAAAGGAAAGGAACACUCUACAAUUUGAACGUCGAUAUCAUGUCAUUGAUCCAUUCAUCAAGAGACUGGGCCUCGAGUGUGAGCUGGAGGGUCACUCUGGGUGUGUAAACUGUCUGGAAUGGAACGAGAAGGGCGAUUUGUUGGCCUCCGGAUCAGAUGAUCAACAUGCCAUUCUCUGGGAUCCCUUCAGCUGCAAGAAACUGCUGACCAUGCACACUGGACACACUGCCAACAUAUUCACGGUGAAGUUCCUUCCUCACUCAAACGACCGCACAUUGAUUACUGGAGCUGCUGACUCCAAGGUGCACGUCCACGACUUGACAGUAAAGGAAACCGUUCAUAUGUUUGGCGAGCACACCAACCGUGUGAAGCGAAUUGCAGCUGCUCCCAUGUGGCCUAACACAUUCUGGAGUGCGGCAGAGGAUGGAACAGUCCGGCAGUAUGACCUGAGAGAGAGCAGUAAGCGUUCACAGGUACUGGUGGACCUCACUGAAUACUGCGGGCAGCACGUGGAAGCUAAAUGCCUAGCCAUUAAUCCUCAGAACAAUAAUUAUCUUGCUGUCGGGGCAAGUGGUCCCUUUGUGCGAGUCUAUGACAUUCGUAUGAUUCACAAUCACAGAAAAGCAGCAAAGCAGAGCUCAAUCCCUGGGUUGCACACGUUUUGUGACAGGUACAAGUCUGUGCCAGAUGGAGCUGUUCAGUAUUAUGUGGCAGGUCAUCUCCCAGUGAAACAGCCUGAUUAUAACAAUCGCCUCCGUGUGCUUGUAGCCACUUAUGUAGCCUUCAACCCUGAUGGAACUGAGCUUUUAGUCAACAUGGGAGGGGAGCAGGUCUACUUGUUUGACCUGACGAAUAAGCAGAAACCCUACACUUUUCUGCUACCCAAGAAGUGCCACUCUUCUACUGGUGAGUUACUUAGUGUAUGCAUUAUCUGUGGCAUUUAAAGGGACAGUGCAUGU
This is a messenger RNA of Rhincodon typus (whale shark), 1277 nucleotides long. Its product is annotated as WD and tetratricopeptide repeats protein 1. Gene Ontology annotation, molecular function: protein binding. Bases 276 to 1262 code for a protein of 328 amino acids. Gene Ontology annotation, biological process: negative regulation of fatty acid biosynthetic process. NCBI's taxonomy places the organism in Eukaryota, Metazoa, Chordata, Chondrichthyes, Orectolobiformes, Rhincodontidae. Gene Ontology annotation, cellular component: Cul4-RING E3 ubiquitin ligase complex; cytoplasm. The transcript is spliced from 10 exons. The record is from RefSeq and is a predicted model, not a curated record.